ACUCCAGGCAGUUGGAAUGAAGAAAAGCUCCAAGAGUGAGACAGAUGUGGACAUCCAAGUCUUGUCAGUUUAAGAGGAUGCCCUUACCCUGUCCUACACUGCAAGAAAUGAUGUGCGCUGCAUGUGGUGCUGAUGCUGCGUGCUCCUGAGCUAGAAAAAGCCCCCUGGAGUCUGAAGUCCAAUCAGAGCGCUUAUCAGACUUCACCAUCCCGUCUCGUCGGCGCACUCGUUCACCACAGUCCCUCGUCUCUCACACUCUUCCUCCUGCCUCUGACAGGAAGAUGGUACCGUUCACCGAGCGUCCUGCACGCGGACCAAAGGCGUCACUGGCCGACUCGCUCCGGGACUUUUAAACUCAUCAUGCCGUGUUACACUAGGUUUCUGCUUUUACUUUUGUGUUUGAUCCUGAUCGGGGAGUGCAGGAAACACAAAACUAGGAAAAAGCGGUGGUCCGCGCCGACGGAGACUCACAAGCCCGGCACUCCUCUGUCGAAGAAGGUUGUGGAUGGAACCAAAACCCGAAAAGUGAAGACCAGCCACCUUCUGCGCAUAGACGAGCAUGACUUCACCAUGAGGCCUGCUUUCGCAGGUCCAGCUGUCCCUGUUGGAGUGGAUGUUCAGGUGGAAAGCUUGGACAGCAUAUCAGAGGUAGACAUGGACUUCACCAUGACCCUGUAUCUGAGGCAUUACUGGAAGGAUGAGAGGCUGGCCUUCCCAAGCUCCACCAACAAGAGCAUGACAUUCGAUGGGCGCCUUGUGAAGAAAAUCUGGGUGCCCGAUGUGUUCUUCGUCCACUCUAAGAGGUCUUUCAUCCAUGACACCACCACUGACAACAUCAUGCUGCGGGUCUUCCCUGACGGUCAUGUCCUGUACAGCCUGAGGGUUACAGUUACUGCAGCAUGCAACAUGGAUUUCAGUCGUUUCCCUUUGGACUCGCAGACAUGCACACUGGAGCUGGAGAGCUAUGCUUACACAGACGAAGACCUGAUGCUGUAUUGGAAAAGUGGUGAUGAGUCCCUGAGCACUGAUGACAGGAUUUCUCUAUCUCAGUUCCUCAUCCAAAAGUUUCACACUACCUCCAGACUGGCUUUCUACAGCAGCACAGGCUGGUACAACCGUCUGUACAUCAACUUCACUCUGCGGCGUCACAUCUUCUUUUUCCUGUUGCAGACCUACUUCCCUGCCACUCUCAUGGUCAUGCUGUCCUGGGUGUCAUUCUGGAUUGACCGCAGGGCAGUCCCUGCCAGAGUCUCAUUGGGUAUAACCACAGUGCUCACCAUGUCCACCAUCAUCACUGGAGUCAAUGCCUCUAUGCCCAGGGUCUCCUACAUCAAAGCUGUGGAUAUUUACCUCUGGGUCAGUUUCGUUUUUGUCUUCCUGUCUGUACUUGAAUACGCUGCUGUCAACUACCUGACAACGGUGAGGGACGGUAAAGACCGCAAACUCAGAGAAAAAGUCAGGGAACAGUCUCAGACGCUCCCCUGCACCUGUGGCAUGUCCCACACCAGGACUAUGAUGUUGGAUGGGACAUACAGUGAGGCGGAUGCCAACAGCCUGGCAGGGUACACAAGGGCCUCCAUGGCAGCUGAAAAUGCGUCUGAAAAACAGGAGCGAAUGGUGGUGCAUCUCUCCCUGGAUAACGAGCCCACAGGGACUAAGAAGAAGGGCAUCCGCGGCUUCCGGAUCAUCCAGAACACCCACGCCAUCGACACCUACUCUCGCAUGAUCUUCCCUGGCGCCUACAUCCUGUUUAACCUGAUCUACUGGUGUGUGUACUGCUGAGUGUGUGCAUUUUAGCCUAAACUGUAGCAGUCACAGGAAAAACUGCAAAACCUUUUCAUUGACUUUAGAAGAGAGAUACAGUUGUUUCCAGUCUGCAUGUUGAGGAGGAGCAACGAGUUUGGCUGGAUGGCUAAAGAAUAUCAGAGGCUUCUGGGUAUGAAUAUCUUAAACUCUGGCUCACAUAUCACCGCUGGACGGGACCACUUAUACAGCUUCUCCUUCUUAAUAUAAUUGUAUCACAAGCUCAUAUAUACCCCAAUCAUACUCCUACAACCUUGUGGGGCUGGUUGCACAAGUUUUGCUCUUAGUCUUGUCUAAUGCCAGUUGUAAAUAAAAAACAGACUAAUUUUAAACCUAAAAAUUUUGCCACCAUACCCCAAGGCUCUGGCAAUGGUAUCACACUUGACUCUGCAACUCUUCCUACUAUCAGUAUGCCCACCCCAAAAAAGAGGUGACUGCCUACCAAAUAUCACAAUGUUUUAAAGCUUUUGCAGUAACUUAUUUCGAUAUGAUUUUUUUGUCAGCAUUAAAUGUUAACUUCAGCAUUAACACUAUUUUCUGCAUCCCUAUGUCUUUCCAUUUAAACAUUUUUCUCUGCUACAUUCAUCACUGAAUUUUAUUUCUGUAAACUGACUUACAACAUCUUGUACAGCUGCAUCCAUUUCAUCCACACUUGUUGCUGUUUUUCAUCGGUGUAUCUAGGUAGGUAGCUAGCUAGCUAUGUUGGAAGAUGAUGUCCCCAUUCUUAAUCCCGCCUAUAAAGAACGAAGCUACAGAAGAUCUUCACAGAAAGAUGAAAAACACAAACCCUGGACAUCUUGUCACGUUAUAAAGUUGGUUUUGGCUAAUGUGUUAGCAAUCAGUUGCCUAUUUACACAUCCAGCAGACAUGGAUCAACAUUAGCUAAAUGCUCCACUAUGUUCACCAGCUAGUCGCUAACUUUGUUUCUCUGUCUUUUGGAUCUUGGUAUGGUUAAUAUAGAAAAUAUUAAUUAGCAGAGCUUUCAGAUUGUCAAGAAAGCUUUGCACAACUGAAGAACUUAACUUGGACCGUUAAAUCUGAGCCAUAGUCAAAUCUUUGUGCAACAAACCCCUGCCUAGAAUUCCCUAAAUAAAAGACUGUUCUCUGAAGCUCUCUAUCUUCAUGAUCAAACUGUCAUAAUAAUAAGAGCAUAGAAUUUGGCUGCUAUUACCGCUGUAACCUUUGGAGCUGACUGAGUCACAUUACUGAAUGUGUCCAGAGCAGAUGGCUAAUGAGGCAGUAAGUGAUAUAAAUACCUGCCUUUCUUCCCUGAACAGAGCACUGACUACAGUGACAACAUUUCAAUUAAAGUAACAGUAAAUGCUGCUGCCCUGUAUUACUCAUGGACUACUGUUGGCAUUAACCAGACUGAAGCAACCCAUAAAGCCAGGACUAAACAGGAUCUUACUACUUUAUGGGUUUUAAAGCACCAUACACCACAGUUGCUGAGCAAAGUCUUUAUCUAUUUAUGUAGUUACGGGCUUGUUCAUUCACUGUUUUUUGUUAAUUUAAUAUUUAUUUAUUUAUUUAUUUUUUGUGCAGCAAUAGAUCCAUGUGCCAUUAUACCUUAAGUUGGCAAAGAUGUGCAAAACAGGGCUUAUACAGACACUGCUUGAUGCUUGUGGCAGAUACUACUACUACUACUACUACUACAGAUAAUACUGUAUCUUUCUAUUGUAUAGAAAGAUGUUGUAUAUUUCUUAGAAAGGACUUAAAGGUCCAGUACGUAACAGUUGGAGGCGCUAUUGGCAGAAAUGGAAUAUAAUAUUUAUAAGUUUUAAUUAGUGUAUAAUCACCUGAAAACCUACCUUAGAAUAAGCCGUUUUUAACUACAUAGGGACUACGUAGUCCAUUCCCACGGAGGUCGCCAUGUUGCACCACUAUGUUUCUACAGUAGCCCAGAACAGACAAACCAAACACUGGCUCUAGAUAGGGCCAUUCGCGUUCUCUGUGUAGUUUCUCUUACACACUUGGAAGGGGAGGGUGAUGCAAGCGGCAUUCAAAUGGUUGCAAACUGCAAUUUCACCACUAGAUGCCACUAAAUCUUACACCCGGAUCUUUAAAAACAUGGAAAGCUUUACCAGUGAUGUAACUAACUUGAACCACCUUAAGUGAACAUUUUUGUAUACACCAACAUGGUUUAAUGGCUGUAUUUUUGUUUUUUCAUUUGUUUGUUUGAGUACCAUGAGUGACUGCAUAGUUAUGUUGGGGUUUUCUAAGCAGUAUUCCAUCUCGUUUAGCAUUUAACUAUGGGUAAAUAAGUGGUGAGUAAAUAGUAGCUAGAAGCUAUUCCUAACCUGACCACGCUGUGAUGUAUGUGAUUUCACCUAUCACAAGUGCUGCAGUUUCAUUCCAAAAUACUGGUUUACAAGUCAGUAUUUCUAAAGCGGAUUCUUCCUUCAGAAAUCAUCACUUUUUAAAGUUAGAUAUGAAAUUGAUAUAAAUUUUCUCAUCUGUGCACAUCAAGUACAAAGCUGGAUUAGCUUAGUUUAGCAUAGAGACUAGAAGGAAAUAGCUAACCUAGCUUUGUCCAAAGUUCAAAAAUAUACCAACAGCACCUCUAUAGCUCACUAAUUAACAUGUUGUAUCUGUUGUAUCAUUUGUUUUAUCAGUACUCAAACAGAAAUGUAAGAAAGAAACUUGGGGAGAGACUAGCUGUAGCCUGUCUAUUUAAUUUAACUUCAUUCAUUCAGCUUGACAUUGUGUUCAUGAACUUUAAUUAUUUUUACCCUAACCAAUCAGAAGGGAGUGACAUAUCCGUCCUGCCAACGUCAUUUGGUCUUACAACAACCUGUACAGCUGUGUCAAUCUCAUCCACACUUGUCGCUAUUUUUCUGUCACUAUUUUCGUGAAUGUAGCUUGGUAGCUGGCUAGCUAUGUGGCUAUAAGGUCCCCAUCCAUAUUCCGCCUACCAAGCUCUGACUGGUCAAAUGUUUCUCCAACCAGGUCAAGCAGCCGUCAGUGCACACAACACCAGACCUAUUUGACUCAGCAAACAAAUCUGAGGUGAUUCCGGGGUCUGGAACCAGGCUAGGCUAGCUGUAUCCCCCUGCUUCCAGUCUUUAUGCCAAGCCAUGCUAACCACCUCUGAAUAAGCAAUAAUGGCUUUAGCUUCAAAAAGCUAAAUGUUUUUUAUUUAUGUAUUUAUUCUUUUUCAUGGUGCAUAUCAUUUUGGAAUGAACUCUCAUAACGGCAAGUCAGAUGGUUUCUCGGUGCAAAAAACAAAGCAAGAUGACAAGCACGCUUGCAGUUCCAUCAGCUUCCAAACUAACAUCACUUCUCUACCUUCAUCUGCAGAAAAUGUUCAGAAUGUAAUGCUUUCAGAGCAAAUUUAAUAAAGUCUUUCUUUCACACA
Siniperca chuatsi (mandarin fish) is the source of this 5158-nucleotide messenger RNA. Its product is annotated as gamma-aminobutyric acid receptor subunit rho-2-like. The transcript is spliced from 10 exons. Lineage: Eukaryota; Metazoa; Chordata; Actinopteri; Centrarchiformes; Sinipercidae. Gene Ontology annotation, cellular component: membrane; GABA-A receptor complex; synapse. Gene Ontology annotation, molecular function: GABA-A receptor activity; neurotransmitter receptor activity; extracellular ligand-gated monoatomic ion channel activity. The coding region runs from base 133 to 1782 and encodes 549 amino acids. The record is from RefSeq and is a predicted model, not a curated record. Gene Ontology annotation, biological process: monoatomic ion transmembrane transport; chemical synaptic transmission; regulation of membrane potential.